Darwinula stevensoni is the source of this 591-nucleotide messenger RNA. The record is from the annotation of a GenBank genome assembly. Lineage: Eukaryota; Metazoa; Arthropoda; Ostracoda; Podocopida; Darwinulidae.
AUGGACGAGGAUGCGAGUUCCGUGCUCGAGCGACAUCGUGGUAUCGUGGAGCGAUUGAAACGCUCGCGACGAAAUCGGGCCACGUGGUCACCCGUCGUGAAGCCGGCAGUGAAUCCGGGUCUCCCCGGGCCCACUAUGGGCAUGAAUAACUUCCGUGCACGUCUACGGCGGCGGAAGUUCGGCUUCGGCCGGAGUGCCUCAGCUGCAUCCGCGGGAUGGGAAUUCGAGGCCUUCAACUCCAGCCUCUUCGCGUCAUCGUCUAAAUUGAACGAGGACGUAGUGGACGAGCCGGGGAAGAACGGGCUCCGGUGCUUUGCCUCCACCGAGGAGUUAUGGGGGGGCUUCAGUGGGCACGGGGGGAGUGACCCGCUCAUCAGCAGUCGGCGCCCUCCCUCUGGCUCCAUCGAGAAACUCUCUUCUCUCUUCCUCUUCAAUGGAGAGGGAAAGGGAAGCGGAGGAUUAGGAGGGGGUGUUCCUACAGUUGCUAAGUCACGGACUCGCCCCGAAACCGUCUCGGAAUUGGAAGAGAGGCAGCCUCAUGAAACCCUUCAUUCCUCUUCUUCCUUCACCGGAGAAGUGCCCAACAAGUGA